AUGACUGCCAAAGAACUCAUCAAACUAGGUCCCGAGAAGGAUGCUUGGCUCUACGACCGAUCCAGCAAGACGUACGACUUGACGCGCGGAGCAAGCAGUGCAAAUGGCUCUUGUUAUACCGUCGCCACGAGCCGGGGCCCAGCCGCCACUUCGAUCCGCAUAGACCCGGCCCGGACGGCGCUGGUCAUCAUUGACAUGCAGAAUUAUUUCCUAGACGCCAAGCUGCGGAAUCACGAGACGGGGCUCGCGGCGGUGCCGGCUACUUUGAACGUGAUUUCCAAGUGUAGAAAGUUGGGUAUUCAGGUCAUCUGGCUCAACUGGGGCCUCACAGAACAAGACUUGGCCAGCAUGCCGGCGAGCAUAUCGCGCAGCUUUGCGCGCACCCUCAUUGACCCGGACCACCGACCGCGCCGCCUCGGACUGGGCGCGGAUCUGGGCUCCGGGCUCGGGCGCACGCUCGUCGCCGGGGAGUGGAACUCGGCCCUCUACCCGCCGCUGGCGGCUGCCGUCAACUCGCUGGACAAGCAUUUGUCCAAGAACAGGAUGUCGGGACUCUGGAACCAACAGACGCCUCUUUGGCGAUAUCUCGCACAGAGCAGUCACAAGACUCUGCUGUUUGCCGGCGUGAAUACGGACCAGUGUGUUCUCGGAACACUUACGGAUGCAUAUAGUGCGGGCUGGGAUUGCAUCAUGAUAGAGGACUGCUGCGCAACGACAACCGAGGGCGCACACGAUGUCUGCAUCCACAACGCUACGAACUGCUACGGGUUCGUGGUCAAUAGCGAGGGUUUCACGUCUGGCACCCUGGCUUAG
This is a messenger RNA of Pestalotiopsis fici W106-1, 813 nucleotides long. RefSeq lists its product as uncharacterized. The record is from RefSeq and is a predicted model, not a curated record. The transcript is spliced from 5 exons. The coding region runs from base 1 to 813 and encodes 270 amino acids. Lineage: Eukaryota; Fungi; Ascomycota; Sordariomycetes; Amphisphaeriales; Sporocadaceae.